UCAGUUUAGGCUGCCGUUGAUGUAAUGAUAGUGGUUUAGUGACAAGAAAUGUAGUCGUCAGCAACAUGAGUAUGGCAACGUUAGAGAUCUCGCAGGACACGAGGCAUGGUGCACCAGAUGUUAUGUUUGGUGAUUUUAGUGAAAGCGAGGUGGCAUCUAUAAUUUACAACUCAAAGUUGUUCAACAAACAAGACUCACUUUCGUUUGGUACUUUUAGUGAGGAAGAGAUCAAUGAGAUUUUAGAUGCAUCUCACGCAGAAAAGAAGUUUGUUGAAUUCGAUUUUGAAGAGGUAGUUGCUCCUCAAAUAACCCCAGAAACGUCUCCAGUAAAAACUGAUGAAGUCAUCGAGGAGACACCUGAAGAAAUCAUAAAUGGUAACGAGGAAACACCAGUUAUCACCUGUCCUCCAUCUCCCCCUAAAGAUCACCCGAUCGUGCUGGACUUUAGUUCAUCCCAGCAACUAGCUCCGCAAGUUCCAAACCUGUCCACACCAGAACGCACAGAUAUUGACGAAGUACUGAAAAUCCUAAUAGAAGAAACUGUGAAGUCCAGUUCUUUUUCUGCUCCACCCGCCCCAACUCACCAGGCAACCCUGCAAUCAUCAUUCCCAUACAGCACUCAGCCGAAUACCUGGUCCACUGGUCCUACCGCGCAAGGCUGGCCCAAUCCUACCAAGAGUUCCUUCACAACAGAUUUUUACUCAGCUCCUCAGAGCACUGAACAGAUCUGGUCUAAGCCUCCUGAACCUACAUCAGUUUGGUCAAACGGGACUGGCAACCAAUGGUCCUCCUUGUUUAAGAACUCUGAUCUCAAAGAGGAGGAACCUUCUAAAAACGUUCUUCCCCAGAUCCUCUCAGAAAACGUCCCCACCUCAAUCAAGGACCACGAGCUCAUGAUGCUGGGCUCGCAGCUGCAACUCAUGACUAUUUCCCAUCACAUGCCUGUUAACAUAGUUCCCAGAGGUCUGAUAAACAAGUCAACCAACUGUUUUGCUCAUGCGCCUCUGCAGGCCCUCCUCGUUUCACCUCUCUACCAUGUUAUUCAACAGAUAGACUCCUCGUACGCCCUCUCGCCCGUCCUCAGUGCUGUAAAGCAGUUCUUCAAAAGUUUUAAUCCUGCUCUGGGUGUUGUGGACAAGAUGGAUCCACCAUUUGAGCCCACGUGUAUCUACGAGAUGCUGAGGAACAAGAUGCCUAAUUUCAAUGAAAAUGGUAGACAAGAGGAUGCAGAAGAAUUCCUGGGAAUCAUCCUUUCAAACUUACACGAUGAAAUGGUUUCUGCCAUUAGAUCAGCUAAAAAAACAGUUUCCUUGGCUGAUACAGUUCUCGGUUCCGGUGACGAUGGUGAGUGGCAGCAGAUUGGGAGAAAAAACAAGAUUCAAGUUACACGAAACACAUCAAACAACGAGCCCAGCCCUGUCAGCGAGCUGUUUGGAGGUCUAACCAGAUCUGUUGUUUCAAAAGCGGGAGCUAAAGAAUCGGCCACUCUUCAGCCCUUCCUAUCUGUCCAGCUGGACCUGCAGCACCAAAACAUCACCUCUGUCAGAGAUGCUCUGUGCCACUUCACUCACAAGGAGCAGAUAUAUCUUAACGACGUGAAGUGUUACCGCAGGGAAACACUAGAGUCCUUACCGCCCGUUCUUAUCCUCCACUUAAAGAGGUUUAUUUUCGAUGACGCAGCGAAAUCAUGCCAGAAACUUCUCAAGGAGAUAGACUUUAACAUAGACAUGACGAUAUCAGAUGACAUGAUGUCAGCAAUAGGCACAACAUUAACUGCCGAGAGACGCUACCAUUUGUUUGGGGUCGUCUACCACCAUGGUUCUCACGCUACAGGGGGACAUUAUUCUGCCAUGGUUUAUCAUCCUUAUAUUCAAUGUUGGGUUAAUGCUGACGAUGAUAAAGUUGUCCAUCAAGAUGACAAUGCAGUCUUGAAGCACAUUCCCGGACGGUCCGCUUACCUUCUUUUCUACAAACGUGUUGCUUAGUUUACCAUGAUCAGGCCAUUUAGUACUCCCUGGUUGUUAUCUCCUUUUAUUAGAGAACAUGAUUUUGGUUGAGUGGAAAUAAUCUGGCUAACCAGGAGGAAGUUAUGAUAAUUUCUUUUAAAUUUAAUACUAUCUUUCCACGGUAGAAUGACGACGAUUUGUAAAAUAAUUGCUGCUUGAAUUUGAAUGCUCUGAAAACUGCUAACUUUGCAUCUAAUUUACUGUCUCAGCAUUUUUAUCAUGAACUGAAAGUUUUUUAAUUUAUUGCGAGUGCUAGUGUUUCCCUAGUUCAGAAAUGCUUAGUAUAUGAUUAAUGAUUCCAUUAUUGUAUUUGCUAGUAUUUGACUGUCGCGCUAACUUUAAAAAAGUUUAAAGUUAACGAUUGUGCCUUCGGAAAACUAAGCAAUUUUCAAUAAAAUCCGUUCACAGUCACAUGGAUAUUAACCAAGCUACUGCUUUAAAAGCUAUAACAAAAGUAUUUAAAGCUUUCAAAGAUUCACAUUAUAUUUAAAAUAUAUAUGAUAAUGUCCAAAGUAAAUUUUCAUCUUUUAUAAAA
Messenger RNA from Bolinopsis microptera, 2541 nucleotides. Its product is annotated as ubiquitin carboxyl-terminal hydrolase 10-B-like. The record is from RefSeq and is a predicted model, not a curated record. The coding region runs from base 66 to 1985 and encodes 639 amino acids. Gene Ontology annotation, molecular function: cysteine-type deubiquitinase activity. Lineage: Eukaryota; Metazoa; Ctenophora; Tentaculata; Lobata; Bolinopsidae. Gene Ontology annotation, biological process: regulation of autophagy; DNA damage response, signal transduction by p53 class mediator; protein deubiquitination. The transcript has a single exon. Gene Ontology annotation, cellular component: cytosol; nucleus.